CAAAAAACUUGUCGAUUAAGAUUAAUACCUUUUUUGUAUAUAAGUAACUACUUUCUUGCCAACUAUAUACAGUCAAUAAAACGGCUUGUUCUAAAAAGAAACAUUUGUAAAAAGAGCAUUUUAAAAUGAACUCCAUUAUUUUGUAUGCAGUAAUUUUGGUAACGUUUCAUAUGAAUGCAGUUUUGGCUGAGCCAAAACCUAUCGAUGGACUAGUUGGCCAAGUCCUUAAUCAAUUACUUGGCUCAGGAGAUGGACCACUUCCGGCUGUAAUUCCUAUUAUAUUGCCAGGGGCUGGAGCACCAGCACUUCCAGCUGGAGGGCAUGUCCCAGCAGGGCUUCCACUGGGACCUUUAGCUGGGGGAGCUGCAACUUUGGGUCUACCAGCUGGACAUCAUCCCGGUCUAGGUGGGGGAGCAGGACUUGCAGACGCUACAGCGUUAGGAGCACUUAGUUCUGCUACAGCAACUAACACUGGAGAUAAAAAUGACCUAACGGGUAUUGGUAAUUCAGUUAAUAAUUUAAUUGACCUUGACUUAGCAUGAAAAUAAAACCCAUUGCAAAGACUAACGGGAAAUAUAAAAACAAUGCUUAACGACCCUUACAUGUAUACAUAUUCUGUUACAAAUAAAUAAAAUCUUAUGCGUAUGUACAUAACAUACACAUAUAUUUCAAUGUAAAAUUGAAUAAA
This is a messenger RNA of Eupeodes corollae, 688 nucleotides long. Its product is annotated as elastin-like. The transcript is spliced from 3 exons. Bases 126 to 542 code for a protein of 138 amino acids. Lineage: Eukaryota; Metazoa; Arthropoda; Insecta; Diptera; Syrphidae. The record is from RefSeq and is a predicted model, not a curated record.